This is a messenger RNA of Molossus molossus (Pallas's mastiff bat), 1132 nucleotides long. RefSeq names its product HRas proto-oncogene, GTPase (gene HRAS). Gene Ontology annotation, molecular function: GTP binding; GTPase activity; GDP binding. The record is from RefSeq and is a predicted model, not a curated record. The transcript is spliced from 5 exons. Lineage: Eukaryota; Metazoa; Chordata; Mammalia; Chiroptera; Molossidae. The coding region runs from base 98 to 667 and encodes 189 amino acids. Gene Ontology annotation, biological process: Ras protein signal transduction; cellular senescence. Gene Ontology annotation, cellular component: plasma membrane.
CCGCCCCCGCCCGCUCCGGCCCCGGGGGCAGUCGCGCCAGUGAGCGGUGGGACAGGAGACCACCACAGUGCCUCGUGCUGCAGCCCCGUGCGGAGCGAUGACGGAGUAUAAGCUGGUGGUGGUGGGUGCUGGAGGUGUGGGGAAGAGCGCCCUGACUAUCCAGCUCAUCCAGAACCACUUUGUGGACGAGUAUGACCCCACCAUCGAGGAUUCCUACCGGAAGCAAGUGGUCAUUGACGGGGAGACAUGUCUGCUGGACAUCUUGGACACAGCAGGCCAGGAGGAGUACAGCGCCAUGCGGGACCAGUACAUGCGCACUGGGGAGGGCUUUCUCUGUGUGUUCGCCAUCAACAACACCAAGUCUUUUGAGGACAUUCACCAGUACCGGGAGCAGAUCAAGCGGGUGAAGGACUCGGAUGACGUACCCAUGGUGCUGGUAGGGAACAAGUGUGACCUGGCUGCACGCACUGUGGAGUCUCGGCAGGCGCAGGACCUUGCCCGCAGCUAUGGCAUCCCUUACAUUGAGACUUCGGCCAAGACGCGUCAGGGCGUGGAGGACGCGUUUUACACACUGGUGCGCGAGAUCCGGCAGCACAAGGUGCGCAAGCUGAGCCCGCCGGACGAGGGCGGCCCGGGCUGCAUGAGCUGCAAGUGCCUGCUCUCCUGACGCCCCUGCGGGCCCUGCGUGCCCGCCCUGCACAGGCGCAGCCCUGGAGGUGCCGGACGCUGGGAGGAGGGGAAGGAAGGAAGGAAGUGCCGCCAGAGCCCAGCCAGCCCAGGGUCGGUGGACAGAGCGAUCGUGGGCCUCCCAGGACGCUUUGCACAGACUGUCAUGAACCGAGGCCACUGGCCCGCCUGCCAAGCCUCUUCGCAGCCCCGUCCCGGCCCACUGGGUGCAGGUUCAAUUGCAGUAAAUUAUUUGAUGGUCUUGAUCCUGGCGUGUGGCUGAGGCUGGGCAGCUGUGAUGUGUGCGGCCUCUCGUGUGGGGGGACCUCGGCGUCUUCCCGCCAGCGGUCCCUCUGCUGCUCCGGGCUCCUCGUGCUGCAAGCACAGGCUGGUCACACGGUUUAAGGUUUUGACAAAACGCUUCAUGGAACCUGAACUAGCGAAGUGCGGGGAGCUGAGAGCAAGG